AUGGCAAUUCCUUCAGAAAAAAUGGAUCCAUUACGAGAGCAAACCGAAAAAGAUGGUGGUACUGUCAAAAAGGAAGAUGAAAUACAGAAGCCCAAAGAAGAUAUGAAAAAUGACUCGGACAGGGGUAGAAAAAAAAAAAGAAUGAAUUAUGUAUUAGUUAAAGACAAGGGUGUUCAAACAUUGACCAUGCCUAUAAUCAAAAAGAAACGUAAAUGUACAAAUUGUUGCGGAGGACUUCCAGGUUGUGGUCCAGGAUUAGGACAAGGUUGCGAUGGAAAAUGUUCUUGCGUACCAGGAAUUGAAAUAACAUCUAACGGAUUGUACGACGAAGAUGAGUUCAAUCUAAGUAGAAAAUUAUUUCCACGAUUUUACGUAACACGUAAUCGUCUACGUGGUGGUGGUGGUGGUGGUAGAAACUUGAGAAAGAACGUAAUGGCAAAAAUUCGUAGUAGAAGAAAGAAGAAUAGGGUUUUCCAGGUGGUAAGUUCACUUGGAAGACCUAAGGAAGAUCUUCUAUGUCGUGGGUUUGUUAGAAGCCUAAGUAGCCUUCGUGGUCAACGGAUGGGGUGGUGGUUGGAGAAAGCUCAGGAAAGUUGUUGGGAAAGCUGUUGUCUCUUAGGCAAGAAUUGCGUUGGACGCGUAAGCGUUUCUGCAGAGUGCGUUCCCUCGUCGUACAACAACUACGUCAGCUACGUAGUUCCUGGUGUCCCUGAACGUCAUCGUCGUCGUCGUCGUCGUCGUCAGAACUUUCAACUUGAGCAAAACAUAAUGGCUGAUGGGAGUACUAGUAUUACUACUAACGUCUCUAGGAAGUUUCAACGUGAAACAACAACGUCCACCACGUUGCUUCUAUCAAACACUUCGAAGUACCAUGGAGAAAAUAAUAGAAAGAAUCGACGUUUGAGAAAAUUUGACAUUCCUAAAAAAACUAUUUCAAAUAUUUAUUGUCCAAUGAAAAAUUGUUCUCAUUUAUUCUCGUAUAAUACGAAACGUGUUGAACGUACUAAAACUUACAAGGACUGUAAUUUUUCAAAAGGAAUAUUACCAUGUAAAAAUUCAUCAUCUUAUGAGACAUUGAACAUUGUGGAACGUCUUAGAGGUGGUGGAAAUGAAUAUCCAUGGUCCGACAAUGUAAUCAACGAAGACGUGCUUAGAUUUCAAGAAGAGCAAGACCACUACGAUGAUGAUGGUGGUGAUGGUGGUGGUGGUGGUGGUUCGGAGAAUCAAAACGAAGAUGGAAGGAUACGUGGUGCAUACACGUGGUUCGUGUUGUACACCAGGACGACCACAAAUUUCCUGUAG
Molecule: messenger RNA, 1302 nt
Organism: Polistes dominula (European paper wasp)
Lineage: Eukaryota; Metazoa; Arthropoda; Insecta; Hymenoptera; Vespidae
Source: RefSeq, a predicted model, not a curated record